AACAACGAGUAACUAGAAAUGAUAUUACGCUUCCUAGUACUCGAGAUGACCAGCCGUCUGCUAUUAAUUUCGCUGUAGGAGGAGCUGAGGCUGACGUUGAGGUGAAACUGGAACUGGCUGAAUCGCCAUCAACCUUUCGCACCACCGAGCAAAGAACAGCCUCACUUCUCGUAGAUACUCAACAUCAUGAACCUCUUCGUCG
This is a messenger RNA of Amoebophrya sp. A25, 202 nucleotides long. The record is from the annotation of a GenBank genome assembly. NCBI's taxonomy places the organism in Eukaryota, Dinophyceae, Syndiniales, Amoebophryaceae.